UGUCAAAUAUCAAGCUCAAGCAUCAAUCAAGAUUGUAUUGAAUUUGAUAAUUUUUAUAUUGUUUGUAAUUUGGUUUAGGUAAAUCGUGAAAUCAAAAAGCAUUAAAAUGUCUAUUCUUGAUAAAUUAACAGUAGACAAACAAGCUAUGAAGAAUCGAGCUACAGCUCAUCUUCGAAUUUACGUUGGUGGGAUAACCGAGAGAGCUACUUUAGAAGAAUUAUACGAGCAUUUUUCACCAUUCGGACAAAUUACAGGCCUGAUUUAUAACAGAUCAUUUGGGUUUGUGCAAUUUGAAAAUGAAUCCAGUGCUCAAGAAGCUAUUGCUAAGGCGGAUGGUAGUAUAUUUCAAGGAAAAUCAUUAUGUGUCAGAACAGCAGUAACUGAUAGACAAAGACGGGAAAUAGAUUAUACUCCAGCUUCAAAUACAGAAGGAACACCUUCAAAUGACAGCUUUACUAAUGAAGGAAAUGACGAGCAAUCCAACUUCAACUAUGGAGAUCAGAGACAACCAAAUACAGAUUUCAGAGAGGAAGAGACUGAUGAAGGUUAUGGUAAAGGGUAUGGAGAAAGUUAUGAGGCGAAUGAACCUCAUGAGCCACGUGAACCUCGUGAGUUACGUGAGCCUCGUGAGUUACGUGAACCUCGUGAGUUACGUGAACCCCGUGACCCGAGAGGGGGAAUGCGCGGUCGCGGAGUUUUGCGAGGGAGGGGCAGGGGACGUGGUGGUCCUAAUUACCGGGACCGAACACCAGUUACUCCUAGAGGUAGUGAAUGGCCGGAGAGAAGCAGUUUUGAGCGGUAUCCUCCAGCAGACUUUCCCAGGAGUCUACCUAUCACGGAACGGAAUGAUUGUGAGAUUAUUGUUGUCUCGAAAGCAUUAACGGAAUAUGCUGAAUACAUAGAGAGUAGACUAAAACGUCUAGGUAUUGUGGUGGACCUGCUAUUUCCCAUGGAAGAUGUACCUAUCGGCAAAGUGCUGGGCAACAUCGCAUCACGCGGUUGUCUCUACGCGAUCCUUGUGAUGCCACAGAAUGAGGAAAAUAAAUCUUUAACACUUACAUUUUUACAUGGAUUACCACAAGAGCACCGCAACAUGCCGCUGGAGGAUGCGCUGCAGCUGCUGUCGCGCAACUUCCAGGAGGUGCAGCAGGGGGGCACCUCCGGCCGCGAGGCGGUGUACGCGCUGCUGGGCCAGCUCGCCGACGGCCGCAGCCUCACCGUGCUGCAGUACGACAAGGUCAUCGAGUACCUGCAGGUCGGCUACACUAGCCAUUGUAAUCCUAGCUUUUAAGUGCGAAGGAGUCAG
Molecule: messenger RNA, 1306 nt
Organism: Papilio polytes (common Mormon)
Lineage: Eukaryota; Metazoa; Arthropoda; Insecta; Lepidoptera; Papilionidae
Gene: Neos
Product: nuclear receptor coactivator 5
Exons: 7
Coding region: 107-1291 (394 amino acids)
Molecular function (GO): RNA binding
Source: RefSeq, a predicted model, not a curated record